GGCGUGCCGAACACGUGGCGUGAACAUUCUCGGUGUGCCCGCAGAGGAGUGUAAUGAUAUAUUUUGAAAAAAGCAGAAUGCCACAUCAAACACAGAAAGCUAAAAAUCAAAAACACAGAAGCUAUGACUAACUUAUAUGUCCACUCUCCCUUACUCAGGCGUCCCAAUUGCACAUGCUUUGAAUUUUCACAAAGACUUUUCAAUAUUCUCCAUGUCCACGCUGGCAGAGGAAAAAUUAAAAUAAAAAAAAAAAAGAGAAAAGGAAAAAUAAUAACAUGCAUCAGUAUUCAGUCCUGUCCCCCCUUUGUAAGGCGUGCCAAAUACGUGCCGUGAAUAUUUUCCGUGUGGGGACAGAGCAGUGUAAUUUGAUGAUAUAUUUAUUAUCAAAAACAACCCACAAUCCCAUCAAUCCAUCAUCCAUUCCAUUAUCAUUUCCAUUUCCAUUCCCCUGCUUUUUUGUUAGUUCUUGCAAGCCAUGCAUUUCUUCACAAUACCUCCUCCUGCUGCUGCUGCUCCUGCUUUUAUUAUUUUCUUUGGAUUUUUCAUCCUCCAUAAUAAUUCUAUAUUCUGCAAUGCUACCCCUUCUAAUUUCAGUUGCAUCCCAAGCGAGAGACAAGCGCUUCUCAGCUUCAAGCAUGAUCUCCAUGAUCCUGCCCUCCGCUUGGCCUCCUGGGUUGGUCAUGACUGUUGCAAUUGGUCUGGCGUUGUCUGCUCCGAGCUCACUCCUCAUCAUGUUCACAAGCUCCUUCUUGGUGAUCCUGACGAUCAGUUUUAUCAGAAGCGGUUGAGUGGUGAGAUAAACCCUUCUUUGGUGGAUUUGAAGCAUCUACGACACUUGGAUCUAAGCGUCAGUCUUAUUGGGGGCGCUCGAAUUCCAGAAUUCCUUGGAUCUUUACGGAGUUUAAGAUAUCUUAAUCUCUCUUAUACUAUAUUCAGUGGAAUGAUUCCUCAUCAACUUGGUAAUCUCACAAAUUUACACUCUCUUGAUCUUCACUCUAUUUACGGAGAAUUCAUUGGCACUUACAGCAGUCCAUAUGCUAAGAAUCUUCAAUGGCUUUCUCAACUUUCUUCGUUGCGGUACCUUGACAUGAGUUCCAUUGACCUUGAAGAAGCAUCUGAUUGGUUGGAGGUAACAAAUUCACUCCCUUCUUUGGAAGUCCUGCGCUUAAGCUACUGCAAUUUGAACUUCAUUUUUCGUGCAAUAUCUCAUGUCAAUUUUUCAUCUCUAUCCCUUCUUGAUCUUUCGAGAAACUAUUUAGGGAACAAUAUUCCACUAUGGGUUUUCAAUUUGAGAAGUUUGACUUCUCUCUAUCUAAGUGGGAUUGCAAAUGGUGCUUCUAUCCCUGAUGGUAUUCAAAACUUAACUUUCCUUGUGCACCUUGAUCUUUCUGAUAACUCUUUGAAUACCUCAAUGCCCAGCUGGUUAUAUAGUUUAAGCCAUUUGGAGGUUCUCAACCUUGCUGGUAAUCAAUUGACAGGUACAAUAUCAAGUGAAAUAAAAAAUAUGACAUCUAUCAUUACACUUGACCUGUCAGGGAAUGAGCUACAAGGAGACUUGCCAACAUCAUCCAUGGCUCAACUUUGCAAAUUAAAAGAAAUUGAGCUGUCCGUCAACCCAUGGAAUCUACCCAUAUCCCAAAUCCUAGAUAGUUGUUCAGGAUGUCUUUCUGAUAGCCUACAGGUCCUAAAUAUCAGGGGUGGUCAAAUAUAUGGUCAUAUAACCAAUAAAAUUGGGCAGUUCAAAACUCUGACCUCUCUUGAUCUAUUUAAUAAUUCAAUUUCUGGUCCAAUUCCAGCAUCAUUGGGAAAUCUUUCCUCUCUGACCCAUCUUGAGCUAUCUUCUAAUUCAAUUUCUGGUCCAAUUCUAGCAUCAUUGGGAAAUAUUUCCUCUCUGACCCAUCUUGAGCUAUCUUCUAAUUCAAUUUCUGGUCCAAUUCCAGCAUCAUUGGGAAAUCUUUCCUCUUUGAGAGUUGUGUUCCUUGGUUAUAAUCACAUUAGUGAAACUCUCCCUGAAUCUUUGGGGCAGCUUGUUAAUUUGGAACAUUUAGAAAUUUACAAGAAUCAGAUAGAAGGCAUCGUUUCGGAGGCUCACUUUGCUAAUACAACGAGUCUCAGAUCUUUUUCUGCAUGGGAUAACCGAUUAGCUUUGAAAGUAGGUCAGGAUUGGGUUCCUCCUUUUCAACUUGAAUCAUUAGAUAUGGGCUCCUGCCAUUUGGGCCCACGAUUUCCAAUGUGGGUACGGUCACAAAAGACCCUUUUUUCUUUGGUUUUAUCCAACACAAGUCUUGCAGAUGUUCUUCCCGCUUGGAUUUUCAACUUUUCAGAAUUACAAUACUUAGAUCUUUCUCAAAAUCAAAUGCAUGGAAGGAUUCCCAAUCUGACGAAUAUGGGGAUGCUAGAGUACUCAGCAAUCGACCUGAGCCAAAACCACUUCGAGGGGCCCUUGCCUUUGGUAUCUUCCAAGGUGUAUGAACUAGAUCUUUCUGAUAAUCUACUUUCAGGAUCCAUUUCACAAUUCUUGUGUAGCUCACCAAGUGAGCCAAUGAAUAUGGCAGCUCUUGAUCUUGCCAAAAAUCGGUUGUCAGGAAAAUUACCCAACUGUUGGAGCAAAUGGAAAAAUAUACAGCUCUUAUAUUUAAAUUACAAUAGCUUUGGUGGUGGUAUUCCUUCAUCCUUCGGUUCGUUGAUUUUUCUUCAAUCAUUGCAUCUCCGUAGGAACAACCUAUUUGGAAUAUUUUCUCUUUUUUCUUUACAGAAUUGUAUUAAUUUAGUUACUCUGGAUCUUAAUCAGAAUAAAUUUGAGGGAAACAUUCCUACUUGGCUUGAAACAAGUCCUCCAAAGUUGAGGAUUCUCAGUGCUGGCUUCAAUAAGUUCCAUGGUCAUAUACCUAAGGAACUUUGUGCUCUCAAUUCCCUUCAAAUCUUGGAUCUUUCAAACAACAAUCUGUCCGGCCCAAUACCACAAUGUUUUAACAAUUUCUCUAUUAUGGCAAUAAAAGUGGCUGAUUCUCCUGGCUUUUGGUACAAUGUGUCUAGGCAUAGUAGCACUUCUUACGUAGAGGCUGCAUUACUCCUGAUUAAAGGCAAGCCGAUUGAAUACAAUAAGACACUAGCACUUGUAAAUAUCAUGGACUUGUCUGGUAACUCUUUGUCAGGACACAUUCCUUUAGAAAUUACAAAUCUCUCAAAUCUGCUCUCAUUGAAUUUGUCAAACAACCUUUUAGAUGGAGAGAUUCCAGUGAAAAUAGGUAAUAUGCGAGAACUGGAGUCCAUUGAUUUUUCUAAGAACAAACUUUCUGGUGAAAUCCCUCAAAGUAUGUCGAGUUUGAAUUUCUUGAGCUAUUUGAAUUUGUCCUACAACAACCUCAGUGGAAAAAUCCCAACAGGCACUCAACUCCAAAGCUUCAAUUCAUCCAGCUUUGUCGGCAACAAACUAUGUGGUCCUCCACUCACUCCGAACUGCAGCACAAAUGGUGAAGUCACUGUUGUUGAAAAGAAUAGAAAAGAAGACGACCAUGAAAUGUCAUGGUUUUACAUUGGCAUGGCUGUUGGAUUCAUUGUAGGUUUUUGGGGAUUUUGUGGUUCCCUUAUUUUCAAUCGGACAUGGAGACAUAGUUAUUUCAUGUUUCUCGACUGCAUCAAAGACCAGAUCUAUGUGGCUUCAGUCCUAAAGCUGAGAUGGUUCCGUGAAAUGAUAACAAGUUGUUACAACAAUCAAUGAAUUGUGUCAUCUUCUAUAAGGUAUAUACGUUUCAAAUGGAAGGUGUCCCUUGGUCCGGAUAGAGCACUUGGAGUAAAUUUAUGAUAUUAUUGGAUUUCGUAGUUUUUUACGAGCAGUUGACUCUAGUAAUUUAGACUUUUUUUUUUUUUUUUGGGUUCCGUUUUUGCUUCUAUGUACUUUAAAAGUGUGUUUUUUUUUUUUUUUUUUUUGGAUUCCGUUUUUGCUUCUAUGUACUUUAAAAGUGUGUUUGAAUCAAAUUCUGAUGUUUGGCAAAUACUAAGUUUUUGUAUUAAGUAAGGAAACUAUAAUUUUAUAAAUGUAAGGCAUUUACUUCAAAUCGAAUAGGACAAUGCUAUAAAAUUUUUACUAUUUUUUAAUUUUUUUAUCAGCUUUAAACUUGUGACGGUAACUUUGUUUUAAUUCCUUCAACUUUAGAAUAUUAAUAUUAAUAUGGAUUUAUAGCUAUACAUGAUAUAUAUAUGUAUAUAUAUAUAUU
This is a messenger RNA of Ziziphus jujuba (common jujube), 4217 nucleotides long. Its product is annotated as receptor-like protein EIX2. NCBI's taxonomy places the organism in Eukaryota, Viridiplantae, Streptophyta, Magnoliopsida, Rosales, Rhamnaceae. The coding region runs from base 476 to 3721 and encodes 1081 amino acids. The transcript has 2 exons. Gene Ontology annotation, molecular function: protein binding. The record is from RefSeq and is a predicted model, not a curated record.